UUGCCUGAUGAAGCAGAAAAACGCCUCGGGUGUCACAAAAGAGGAACGACCAAAUCUCGGGCCUGGACAGGGAUAUUCUCUCCGAGUCGAGUCCUACAACGGAACGGGUGAAGAGACCUGUCCAAGUCAGUGGUACUGUUGUGUCAAGAGCCCGCCGACCUUUGUUGAUCGGAGCCCACCUACCAGGGGAAAUAACCUCGGCGACGAGUGGGGAAGCGAGACACCCAGAAUCGAGAUGCAACGGGAGAGAGGAGGCUGGUGUUGAACGGAUGCGGCAACUUGCGACGCCCUGUGCUGCGGCCAACACAGGGCAUGUGCGCACAACAUGCUCGAGGGCGCAGGUGUAAACAGAACGAUCGAGCAGGAGGGCAUCGUGCCACGUGUGAUUCCAACGCGCCGCACUCACGAUCGACCGCGGAGAGUACAACUAGAACCACACGGCGGCGGCGCCCCACAAAUCGGAGCAUUUUCCCAUGUUCCUGAUGUUGAUGUCGGACCGGAGUCGCGGACGAUCGCGCAGUUGGAGAAGCGUUCGUGCGCGCCCGCUCCGCUUACGCCGCCCGCCCACCACCCGCCUUUUCUCCCCUGUCUUACUGCCACGGAAGACGGCAGUCAUACACUACAACGAGCCAGGUGUCCCGCAGUCCCAACCAACGCCACGCCAGCCGCGUGGACUGAAUUCACACCCAGCCAGGCCCAAACCCUCCACUCCACACAGCCGCCGGCCCCAGCCCGGCGAACCGAACAUGAGACUGCGCAACCAAGCCACAGCAGUCCGAGCUCCGGCUUUCGGAAAGGCAGCGAGCUGCAAGCAGCCGAAAUCUCUCGUCGUGUGGCCCCAUAUGCAGCAGACACAAGAUCUAGUGUCACCACAACAUGUCGGGGUCCGCGACAAGACGUUAUCCGAGACACGCUGGGAGCGGGCGAUGCGCCACUCUGAUCUCUCCCAUUUCACAUCUUGCCAGGAGGAAGGGGCACGGGAGGGGGCACAACUGGCUGGCCACAAACACACGGUCCGGAGGAAAAGAGUGAGAGAAACCCUGGAGAGCAGGCCUGGCAUGAGCCAGUAAAUUCGUUCAUCUCGCACAUGGAAGAAACGGAAGACACG
Messenger RNA from Thermothielavioides terrestris NRRL 8126, 1108 nucleotides. RefSeq lists its product as uncharacterized. The coding region runs from base 747 to 1070 and encodes 107 amino acids. The record is from RefSeq and is a predicted model, not a curated record. The transcript has 2 exons. NCBI's taxonomy places the organism in Eukaryota, Fungi, Ascomycota, Sordariomycetes, Sordariales, Chaetomiaceae.